AACGAGUGGCACAUGCGCAGUGCGGUUUGUGGACAGUAACGAGGAAGCUGAGUGACAGUGUGAACAGUUAACGUCUCUGAGCUCUGCUGCUCUUUGGUUUGGACUCAAGCUUUGCAAUGGCAGUGGACUGGAUUGGAUUUAGCUAUGCUGCAGCCAUCGCUUUUGGAGGAUUUAUGGGAUACAAGAGAAAAGGCAGCGUGAUGUCCCUAAUGGCUGGUUUGGUUUUUGGUGGAUUAUCUGCUUAUGGUGCCUAUAACGUCUCUAAUGACCCAAAGGACAUUAAGGUCUCAUUGCUUUCUGCAGGACUCCUCUCAGUAGUGAUGGGAAUGAGGUACAAGAAAUCUGGAAAAGUACUGCCAGCUGGCAUUAUGUCAGGACUAAGUUUACUCAUGGUGUUUCGACUGUUACUCCUAAUCAUGGUGUGACCGGAGGAACAACGCUGACCAGAGGGGGGAGACUCUGUCCGUCUCUCAACAAACAAUCCUUAUUUUAAAGGAAACAUCAUUCCCAGUUAAGCACACUAUAACAAGUCUUUCUUGUGUUUCGAAUGGGAACACAAGUUUCAUGUGACCAGAAACCUUGGUAAAGCUGCCAGUGAGUGUUCAACAGAUAAGAUUAAUAUGAUAAUAUUAACUCUUGCUGCAGUAAAUCUUUAUGGCAGUCUUAUAUAACACAAAUCUUUUUUUGUGUGUGUGUGAUUUUAUUUUUAUGAUUUGAAAUUUGUGAUUGGUGUUGUUACCACAGAUGUAUUCGCUCACAGUACUGGCAGUAUAACAGAUACACUGCACAUGAACUUUGUGGGUGCUGUUGUUUGUCAUGGGGAAAAAUAAUAAAAUUUAAUAUGGUUGUGUA
Molecule: messenger RNA, 852 nt
Organism: Toxotes jaculatrix (banded archerfish)
Lineage: Eukaryota; Metazoa; Chordata; Actinopteri; Toxotidae
Exons: 5
Coding region: 117-425 (102 amino acids)
Biological process (GO): regulation of heme biosynthetic process
Cellular component (GO): mitochondrial membrane
Source: RefSeq, a predicted model, not a curated record